This is a messenger RNA of Durusdinium trenchii, 2123 nucleotides long. NCBI's taxonomy places the organism in Eukaryota, Dinophyceae, Suessiales, Symbiodiniaceae. The record is from the annotation of a GenBank genome assembly.
GCUGCAUUAGGGUGGUUUCACGGCUCAAUGUAGGCACACACACACCAUAUACGGAGUGCCUGCUUUUUUCGCUCCCGCCCCAUUCGAAUUCUGUGAUUUCAGCCAGCCCGCCGGGUGUUGUGGAAUUCUGAUCGCUGAGGAAUCCCUGCACCAAGGGCUUGUGGAUCUGGGGUCAACCUGUACAGCUGGCUCCAGACUAUCACUGCAUCCUCAUCGAUACGGAAGGCUUAGGAUCGACUCAGAGGAGCAGCAGCUGUGACAUGCAAAUCUUCUCGCUGUGCCUUCUCUUGUCCUCGUACUUCAUCUACAACUCCAUGGGCGUCAUCGAUGAGCAGGCCAUCGACGAUCUUCACUUAGUCCUCAACCUAGCGCAACACAUUCACGUGAAGAGCCGCCGGAAGACGGAGGAAGAGAAGCGAACAGACUUGUCGCUGUAUUUUCCCAUCUUCCUCUGGGUCCUGCGGGACUUCCACCUGUCCCUGGCGGAUGAGAAGGGCCAAAGCAUCAGUGAGAAGGAGUACUUGGAAAGGGCUUUGCGCCCCAACCCGGGACACGAGGAGAAGAAUCAGCUCCGAGAGGUCAUCAAGGAUCUCUUCCGUGAGCGGGACUGCGUGACCAUCGUGCGGCCCGUGGCGGAGGAAGCGGACCUGCGGAACAUUCAACAGGUGCCUUACGAGAAGCUGAGGCCCCAAUUCCGAACCCAGGUCGAAGCCUUUGUCAAGAAGGUCUACACCUACUUGAAGCCGAAGAAGAUCGAUGGGAACGUGGUCACGGGUCGGAUGUUCGUGGACUUGGCCUCGGAGUACUGCAAAGCCAUCAAUGGUAGCGCGGUGCCCACGAUCCACGCCGCCUGGGCAUCGGUCGUGCAGCACCAAUUCCGCCUGGCGCUGCGCGACGCCGUGCAGGUCUAUCGCCAGCGGAUGAACGAACGUGCCAUGCAACACCUGCCGAUGGCAGAGGAGAAGCUGAGAGAUCUACAUAAGAUCGCCAAAGCGGAGGCGUUGAAGACCUUGUUCGCCACGAAGCUGGAGCACGAUCCUAGGUUCCGCGAAUGCCGAAGCCAGUUCGCUGCCCGGGUGAAGCAGCUGCUGGAGCAUGUGCGCACGGAGAACGCCAACAGCUCCGCGCGCGUGUGCGACAAGCUGGCCAAGGAGCUGUUCAAGCAGAUGGAGCAGAAGACGUACCAAGGCUUCAAUGAUUUGCUGUUAGAGUGGGAGCAGGUGAAGCAGCUCUACCUGUCUAAAGCAGCAGGUCCCUCGCGCUUGGAAGUCCUCAGCGGCUAUUUGAACUCGCAGCUCCUUCAGAGCACCCAAAAGCUUUGGGAGGAAUUGCAGGUGGGAGCAGAGGAGAGGAAGAGCUUGCUCAAGCAGCAGCUGGCGGAAAGCGAAGCCCGGAUUCUCCAGUUGAAGGCGCCCGAGGAUGCGCAGAGGCAGCUGCUCACCGAGCGACUGGACUUCGAGCGGCGCUUGGACGAAGCGCGCAGGAGCGCGGAAGCUGCGGCGCAGAAGGCCGCGCGGGAGAAGGCACAGCUCUUGGAUGCGGAGAGGACCUUGAAGGAACAGAUGAAGAUCAUGCAGGACCGCUUGAACUCGGAGCAGCGCCGCGGCACGCAGAGCUCGGCGCUGAGCUCCGCGGCGGCGGUGCACAGCACGCAGCUGGGGGUGCCGAAGUCGGAGUUGGACAGCCUCAAGGACUCGGUGAUGCAAAUGCUCACCGAGCUCCGCAGCAAGGAGCUACAGCGGAACCAGCUGCAGAUGCAGGUCGAGCAUGACAAGCAAUUGAUUGCCCUGGAGCGAACUUUUCAGAAGCAACUUCAAGAAGCCAGAGCCAGGAGCGAGCAGUUGGUGGAGCAGUUGCGGAACAGCUACGAGAAAGAGGUCGAAACUCUCAAGAGCCAACGGGUUGAACUCGUCGAGCAGAACAAGGACCUGGAGCGGAAGCUGAGCUCCUCCCAGCAGGAGUUGAAGCUCCUGUCUCGCCACCUGGAUGAGGCUCGUGAGGCCUCGCGCGCCCAGCAACGCCAGGUGGAGGUGUCCCAGCAGCAAUCCGAGAUGCUCCUGGCUGUGCUGGAGAAGCUGGGAGGCCCGAAGGAGGACGCGGAAGACUUCAAGGGCCAAGUCUGA